AUGCGGUUUGCAUAUGAAAGGUACGUUAGAAGGAGACCUGGUGAGCCUCCACUGAUAAAAGGCUGGCUUCCUUACCUUGGAGAGGCCCUGAAAUUACAAAAGGAUCCUUUAGGUUUCAUGAAAACUCUUCAAAAGCAACAUGGUGACACUUUCACUGUUCUCCUUGGAGGAAAGUAUAUAACGUUUAUCCUGGACCCUUUUCAGUACCAGUUCGUAAUGAAAAGUCCCAAAUUAAGCUUUCAAAUAUUCACUAAUAAACUAUUAAGGAAAGUAUUUUCCAUUGAAAAGUUGGCAACCAAUGAUGACCUGAACAAUGACCUUCAUGGCUGCUAUCAUCUUUUACAAGGGACGUCUUUGGAUAUACUUACAGAAAACAUGAUGCAGAAUUUAAAACAAGUGUUUGAACUCCAGCUAUUAAAAACCACAAAUUGGGACACGGCAUACCUGUUGACAUUCUGCAGCUCAGUAAUAUUUGAGGUCACGUUCACAACCAUAUAUGGACAAUCUCUUGCUGGCAAUAGGAAAAAAUUUAUUACUGAGCUAAGAGAUGAUUUCUUAAAAUUUGAUGACAAAUUCCCAUAUUUAAUAUCAGACAUACCCAUAGAGCUUCUAGGAAAUGUCAAAUCUAUUAGAAAGAAACUUAUACAACGCUUGACAUCAGAACACUUAGCUAGUACACAGGGAUGGUCAGAAGUUGUUCAAAUGAGGCAAGAUAUCCUGGAGAAAUACUAUACGCUUGAGGACUUUGAAAUAGGAGCACAUCAUUUAGGCUUUCUCUGGGCUUCUGUGACAAACACUAUUCCAACUAUGUUCUGGGCGAUGUAUUACCUCCUACAGCACCCAGAAGCUAUGGCAGUGCUGCGUGACGAAAUUGACCAUUUGCUGCAGUCAACAGGUCAAAAGAAAGGGUCCGGAUUUCCCAUCCAGCUCACCAGAGAACAAUUGGACAGCCUGGUCUACCUAGAAAGCACCGUUCUCGAGGUUUUACGACUAUGCUCAUUUUCAAGCAUCAUUCGUUUUGUUCAAGAGGAUUUGACUCUACAGUCAGAGACGCAGGACUACUGUUUGCGAAAGGGGGACUUGGUAGCCAUCUUUCCUCCAGCCAUACAUUAUGACCCGGAAAUCUUUGAAGCUCCAGAGGAGUUUAGGUUUGAUCGUUUUGUAGAAGAUGGUAAGAAGAAAACCGCCUUUUUCAAAAACGGGAAAAAGCUGAAGUAUUACCUAUUGCCAUUUGGAUUUGGAGCCAGCAAAUGUCCAGGCCGAUUUUUGGCAAUUGUUGAAGUAAAGCAAUUGUUGGUUAUACUUUUAACUUAUUUUGAUUUAGAAAUAAUUGAUGCUAAACCUAUGGAAGCAAACUACAGUCGCCUUUUGUUUGGUAUUCAGCAUCCAGCUUCUGAUGUUUUAUUUAGGUACAAAGUAAGAUCUUAAAAGAAG
Molecule: messenger RNA, 1434 nt
Organism: Odobenus rosmarus divergens (Pacific walrus)
Lineage: Eukaryota; Metazoa; Chordata; Mammalia; Carnivora; Odobenidae
Product: 25-hydroxycholesterol 7-alpha-hydroxylase-like
Exons: 6
Coding region: 1-1428 (475 amino acids)
Biological process (GO): cholesterol homeostasis; bile acid biosynthetic process
Molecular function (GO): heme binding; iron ion binding; oxidoreductase activity, acting on paired donors, with incorporation or reduction of molecular oxygen
Source: RefSeq, a predicted model, not a curated record